CCUUUCUACAGUGAGUCCAACUGCUUCUUGGAAUUCGAGCAUAUUCCGUCUCUGGUCGUCUCGUGUCCCCUCGCCUCCUCUCUUUCUCCAUCGACUGACGCGCAAACUACAUCGCUUGUUUGUCCAAACAAGUUAGAUCUUUCUGCUUUCGCCUCUCUUUUGUUUGGCUCCGAUCGCGGCGUCGCUGCUGGUCGAACAGAUUUAGGGUUCUUCGAAAAGUGGUAAGCUUUGUUGCGCCAGUUUGUUCUUGGAACCAAGUUGAUUUGGUGCUGAACCUGUUUAAAGAAGAUAGACCAUUGAGGCAUUGGGGAUUUCCUCAAGGGUACUCUUUAAUUUUGUGUUUCCAGCACAUGGCUGGUCCUGAUUGCGAGAGAGAUUAUUCAUGGAUAGAAAAAGUGAAAUCUGGAGGUUCAGUUCCUUGCCUUGAACCAGAAAACUGCUCAAAUGGUUGGGCCACUCCCCCAGGUGAUAAAUUCAUGAUUAGAGGCCCCAACUACCUCUCAGACAAGGUGAAAAUACCUGGUGGUGGGUAUAUUCUAAAGCCUCUUGGAUUUGAUUGGAUAAAAGGCCCCACAAAAAUUGGCAACCUAUUGAGCAACACAAACCACCGUGUAAGAAGAGCUAUUGAUGAUGAAACUGCAAGAGGUAACAAUCCCUUUGUUUGGGCCUUUAAUCUACAAAUUCCCUCCAAGGAUAAUUAUAGUGCAAUUGCAUACUUUGUAGCACUUGAACCUAUACAGGAUGGUAUUCUUGUGGACAAAUUUUUGAAAGGUGAUGACACAUUUCGAAAUUCUAGGCUUAAACUGAUUGCUAAUAUAGUCGAGGGUCCUUGGAUAGUUAGAACUGCUGUUGGCGAACAAGCUAUCUGUAUACUAGGAAGAGCUCUUUCUUGCAAGUACAUGUCUGAAUCGAACUACUUUGAGGUAGAUGUGGAUAUUGGAUCUUCAAUGGUUGCAAAUGCGAUUGUUCACUUGGCAUUUAGUUAUCUGACAACACUAACUGUAGAUUUAGCAUUUCUUAUCGAGAGUCAGACUCAAGAGGAACUUCCAGAGCAAAUUCUUGGGGCUGUAAGGUUCUCAGAGCUAAAUCCAGAUUCAGCUGGCCUACAUGAGCUGUCAUCUGAAGUGGGUUCUGGAAGUCUGCAGUCAUCUCUACCUACAAGAUUGUGGAAAUCAAUUGGGCUUGGUUUACCUCAGCUGUUACACCUUGGGACUCAAGACUUCUCUUCCCCUAUAUCAGAUAAUGCCAAUGGCGGUCUGCACUCAGAAGCUGAUGAAAAGAACAAUGAAAAUUGAUUCCAUCGGGUGUUGGCCCUAAAAUUCUACCGGAGAAACAAGAGUGAUGGCUCAAGUAAAUAUCGUCUCCUGGAAAAAGAAGUGUCCGUGGUAAAAUAUCUAGUUUGUCUAUACAUGAAUUUGUCAUUAAAUCAUUCGUUGGAUUACUCUGUGGAUGAUAUAGUUAUGUGAUUUGAAGGCUUUGUUGAGCUCCUCCUUUUUAAGCCCACUGCCUUCUUUAUGUAGAUGGUUGCGAUACAGAAUCAUGAAUUAAUUGUUUAUUUUAUUUGGGCAAUUCGUUUCA
Musa acuminata subsp. malaccensis (wild Malaysian banana) is the source of this 1578-nucleotide messenger RNA. Its product is annotated as protein ENHANCED DISEASE RESISTANCE 2. The record is from RefSeq and is a predicted model, not a curated record. NCBI's taxonomy places the organism in Eukaryota, Viridiplantae, Streptophyta, Magnoliopsida, Zingiberales, Musaceae.